CAGCAGCAGACAUGAAGACCAGGGACUAUGUGGCAAACUCACUACCGGUAGUAGAACUUUAUGUAUCAAAAUCCACUUUGCAAAGUCAACGUUCCAGCCUUGCACAAUGUAUCACUGUACCAACCAUGUGCACCGCCCCACCCCCUGCCCCCAACCUGGAGGAGGAGAAUUCACUUCACUACUUCUUUGUUUAGACUUUUUCCCUGUACCUUUAACACCCAUGGACAGUAAAUUAGAUUAAGAUUGGGCACAAAUAGGACAGGCAGCCCCUAUUUUGUACUUACUGUUGUAAUAGUUUUUUUUUUUGGAGCAUCAUUACUGUAGAUCAGAGAUCUGAUUCCCAGUUGGAGGGGUUAGAGAUGGACGAGGCUGUAUGAAGGAUUCUAUCUAAAUAAUUUUUUGGGGGGUGUGGGAUCUGUUUAGGGGAGAUGGACGAGGAACGACCCCGGUCUCAGACUGUGAACACCACAGCAAGCACAUACAGUGAGAAUUUCUCGAGCAGUGCCAGCUUCGCCUAUGACAAGCUCUUUCUCAGGACUGCCCCUGGAUUGCUCCUGCUGGCUGAAAUUGUGAGUAUAUUAUUUUUAUUUAUCUUAAUCUUACAGCUGCACCUGUAGCAGUACAGCUGCUAUAAAACAUGUUUGGGUUUUUUCAAUAGAUGGUCUUUUGAUGUAUCUGAAAAAAAAGAGGCUGUAACACUAUUAAUCCUGUUCCAUCAAUGGGUUGAUGUGAUAAAUUGAUUUCUAUGGAAGCUGCAAACAGGCUGAAACAGCAAAGAAUCUACAGGACUGCAACCCCCAUUACUUUGCAGCUGUAGUUGGAGUGCAAGUCCUAUCACUUUUAGCCGGUGACCAUAGGAUACUUGGCUACCGGGUUGUUGUUUUUUUUUUUUCUGCAUAUCUAGUCCAAUAGAAGGAUUUUCUCUCGGUCCUUUAAGUUAUUACUACAUGUCUACAUAGUUUUAAUUUAAUUAUGAAAAUAUGAUUAUUAGAUUAAGGAAAUCACUGCAGAUGAAGAAGGAAGGACCCACAGUGGUCACUGAUUUAGGUUACAGUGAAUAUAUGAUAUCUGGGACACCUGGCUAGAUUAGAGGUACUAAUCAAAAAUAAAGUAAAACAAGGUGAGGUCUUGAUUCUCAUAUAGUGAGUGUCCAUGCAAUUAUUAUUAUUUUUAUUUUUUAAUUCUUGUAAAACUUUCUAUUUACUAAAUUUGAGGUAAUGUGGCGCAGGACUAUAAGAUGCACUCUGCAAGUAUCCUAAGGUCAGCAUUUUCCAACAUGUUCAGUUAGAUUGUGAAAUAAAACUCAGAAGUACCUCAGAGUACACAUAAAAUAUGUUGGGAAACCAAAAAUCAAGGUACAUUCCACUUUUAAUAUUUUCUGUAUUGGUUAUCAAAUGUAUAGCAAAAACACCAGCGAAAACAAACAUUAAAAUGGGCACAAGCUCAUUACAGUCCUGAGGAAUCUGUUGGCGUUUUUAUAAAUAAUAAUAAUUAAUGGUAUGGUGAAAAGCUACAAAAAUACAAAAUAGUUUAUGGUUGGUUCAUAUGUUACCUAUGCACUUGAAGUGCAGGGGUCUGAGUUUUCAAGCAACAGUUCACUGCAAAGAAGGGAGACUAAAAAUGAUUGGAAUGAAAACUUUGGUAAUUCUGUUUCUCUAGAUAUUCCCCAUGACAUUCAGCUGCUGAAGUGUUUAUGGUGUUUGAAAAUAACUUGUUAAAGAAAUACUCCAAAGUUUUAUUCAUUGGUAUAAUUUCAACCCUGAGUACAGUGGGAUAGUGAAAGCAGGUGAUUUUAAAUAACUUGUACUUUGCAAACAUCAUAUUGAAACUUGUCAUCUAAACCAUUUCAGUAAUCCCUGACACUCAUUCCUUUCACCUGUUGGCAUAAUCUGCUCCUUUAACCUGUUUUCAAAGUUAUACAGUCUUAUUCAUGGUCUUUAUCUUUAGUUGCUACCCAUAUGGGCCUCUUCUCCAGUAUUUAUAACACAAAGUUUUAGCUCAAAUUGUCAAACACUGCACAUACAUGCACCAUAACCACUUAAUAUUAGUAUAGUGGUCAUGGUGCCUGCAGUAACUCUUUUUAAACUGUAAAGUGUGUGUAUGUGUAUAUGUAUGUGUGUGUGUGUAUAUAUUAAAAAACCCACAGAAUUGCAAAUUUUAGACCAAAUAUCUGCUUUUGAAACAUUUUCAGUGUGUAUUUUGGGCACCCUUGCUUUAAAGGAACAUUAUGAUACAAACAUGUAUUCCUAACACUAUAGUUGUAGAGUGGCUGUUUAGGUUAACGUUUCCCUCUCUAUGAAUUUAAAAAAGGUAUUUAAACGUUCCUUUUCUCCCUUGCCGUGGCUGGCCCAACUUAAUGGCUGAGAUCAUUGGGGGGCUAUUGUGCAUGUAAGAGGAAAACACAGCACUGCGCCGAUUUAGCAUAUGCUCAUAGAGAUGGACUGAAUUUAUGCAUCUCUCUGGGGAGCGUUCAGGGUUUCUUUGCAGAGCGUGGAGACUGUGAACGUAGGUGCUACACAAUAUGCAGCACUGGACUAGAAAGCACCAGCACUUCUGGUGGCCGUCUGAGUGACUGCCACUAAAGGUGUUACACGGCAGCAAUGUAAACACUGCCUUUGCAGGAACAGGCUUUAGAUGUCAUAACCACUACAUGGUGACUUUAGUAUUCCAUUAAGUUCCGCAAGUUGCAAGGUGGGGCCUCCGUGGAUCGGAUUUGCUGUUCCAGUAAAUCCCAUAGAUUCUCAGUCGGAUUUAGAUCUGGAGAAUUUGUAGGCCAAGGCAACACCUUAAACUCUUUGUCAAGUUCCACAAACCAUUUCAUAGUAAUUUUUUGCAGUGUGGCAGGGUGCAUUAUUCUGCUGAAAGAGGCCACUGCCAUCACGGACCAGCAGUGCCAUGAAGGAUUGUAGGUACGUGCUACGUGUAAAAGUAACAUCCACAUGUAUGUCAGGAUUCAAGGUUUCCCAGCUGAACAUUGCCCAGAGCAUAACACUGUCCCCUCCUUCCUUCUUCCCAUGGUGCAGACCUGCACAAAAUUUGGCAGUAGGUAGGGGACAAAAUUCAAAUAGGCUAAAAUUCAGGCUGCAGAUGCACAUACACCGACAGACACACAGAUACAGACAUAUAUACACUUUCAUAGCCACCCUACAGUUUCCUACCUUUUUGGGUGCUGUAGAGUGGCUUCCAUGAUAUCCAGUCUGCAGACUGAGGAUGUUGGGAGUUAGAGGUUGGCUCUUGCAGCCUGCACCCCCUCCUCUCCUGUCUCUCACGGCCUGGUCCCAUGUUAGCUGCCUUCCCCCGUGUUGCUCCAGUUUUUGGGAGGAAGCGACAACCUGUCACUUACUCCUAUGCUGUCCAUAAGCAAGGGGCCUGAUUGCGCUGUUUAACCACUUAAGGACGGCGGGCAUCAUAGUACGUCCUAUUCACUUACCUGCUUGCCGGCGAUCGCGAUGGGGGAACUUACCUGGCAUCCCAGGGAGUCCCCCUGUGUCUGAUCCGGCCCUCCUGGGCCAUGUGAUCGCGAGGUCCUUGUGAGGACCUCGCGAUCACAUGGACGGAAUAGCCGUCCAUAGCAGUGCCAGCAAGGGGAGUUCCUGGAAUGUCAGUAUGGAUGUCAUCAACAAGAUCAUGAAUACGGCGCAAAACUGUGUUGUUGGAAAGUGGCUCAGUUUCAUUGUUUUACUCAACUUCUCACUUAAAAUACAUGGCACAAUUUAGUUUGCAUAUGGCUUUAUUAGUGAUUCCCCAAUUAUGUGUGUGUGUGUGUGUGUGUGUGUGUGUGCUUCUCCUGCAAGUGCUAUGAGGUAACUCAUUGUAAGAAGCCUCUGUGGCUUUUUCAUUAGCAUUUUGACUUUUUUUUUUUUUUUUAAAUCAUAAAAUGUUACUCUUCUGAUACUCCUUUUUAGCUUUUGCUUUAAAAAGUCAGUGUCUUUAUCUUUGUACUCUGCGUGGUUUUGCUCAAAAUGACUAUGUAAUUUAACAGAUGCUAAUGAACUGUUUGGCAAUAUUUUAUUGCAAAGUACGCAUUGUGCUUCAGAACAAUCUUCAUUUCUGGCACUUGUGAAUCCAAAUAACAAGUAGCUAUCAUCAUAUUUUCUUUUUCUUUUCUUUGUUUGAGAAGUUUGGUUAGCAUUGUGUGCUAUUUAUUUUUUGACUUGUCACUUGAAUCUACUGUUCCUCAAAUAGCAGGGACAACUAUUUCGGGCAUGUUUUCUGGAUUUUUAGUUGUAUCUUCUUUCUCUGUUUCUAUAAGUGCCAAAGAGGUAGAAGUAGUAGUAAUUUUCUCUGAAGAGUUCCCUGCUUUAACCAGCUUUCCAAGUUCAUGGUGGUUUAUUGGCUAAAAAAACCCCUAAAACAACAGUUUGAAAAAUACAGAUCUCACAACCUGACUGAAAAGGAUUCUGAUUUUGAUAACGCUCUUAAAAAGAACUCGACUUAAAGGACCACUAUAGGCACCCAGACCACUUCAGCUUAACCCCUUAAGGACACAUGACAUGUCUGACAUGUCAUGAUUCCCUUUUAUUCCAGAAGUUUGGUCCUUAAGGGGUUAAUGAAGUGGUCUGGGUGCCUGGUCCUUCUAGGGUUAACCCUUUAUUUUUUAUUUUUUUUAUAUAAACAUAGCAGUUUCAGAGAAACUGCUAUGUUUAUGUUAGGGUUAAUCCAGCCUCUAGUGGCUGUCUCUUGACAGCCGCUAGAGGUGCUUGCGUGCUUCCCACUGUGAAAAUCACAGUGAGAAGACGCCAGCGUCCAUAGGAAAGCAUUAUGAAUGCUUUCCUAUGGACUGGCUGAAUGCGUGUGCAGCUCCUGCCACGCAUGCGCAUUCAGCCGAAGAGGAGGAGAGCUCCCCGCCCGGCGCUGGAGAAAGAGGUAAGUUUAACCCCUUCCUCUCUCCAGAGCCCGGCAGGAGGGGGACCCUGAGGGUGGGGGUAUCCUCAGGGCACUAUAGUGCCAGGAAAACUAGUGUUUUCCUGGCACUAUGAUGGUCUUUUUAAAGCAGGAUUUUUGAGUUCGACUUGGAGCAAAAAGAUUUAAACACUUUGAAAAAUACAGUUAACAGUUUUUUGCCCCUGACAGUCUUUUUCUAUUUCCCUACCCAUCAGCUCCACUCUUUAUCACUCUUCUACCACGAGUGAUAGAAUAUGGCUGACGGCUGGGCAGGCUCUCUCAUGGACAAGCUAAGUCUAAGUGGCUGGCUGAUGGGCAGGGCGGGCUCUGAUGGACAGGCAGGCUCUGAUGGGCAGGCGUGCUGACUGCAGCGAUGGCUUAAGAUUACACUCCUGCGAUCUCUCAUGAGGUCGCUGUUGCCGGAUCUUUGCUGUUUCUGAUCUUCCAGGAACAGCAGGUAGCGGCAGCCAUCUUGGAUGUGGCAAAAUGCCGCAGAACCCCAAUUUUGUUCUCCUGGAACCUAGGGUUUUGUGGAACACUAAUUGGGAAACGCUGGUCUAUGUAAUCGAGACAGAAUAUAGAAAGCACUAAGACUCGUAAGAUUUUUGGAUCCUUAAAGGACAACUGUCACUUCAAAACUAUUUUUAGUAUAACUAUCCUUUCAACAAGUUUUGCAGGUAAGUGUAUAACUUUAAAUACAUGUACAAAAAUGAGGAAAAAUCUCAUCCCAAUCUUUAGUAUCCUUCAGCCAUAUCAAUGUACCUUGUUCAGACAGUGUUUGAAAAAUCUAUCUUUCUAGUUUAUGUGCAGGGAGUGAAGUAGGGAAGACCAGAGACUGUUUUCAAACAAGGUCUGACCAAAGGUGCAUAUAAAUGGCCGAAGAAUGCUGUCCUAUACUAAAUGUUGUUUUUUUUGUUUUGUUUUUUAAAUUAUCUAAUAUAUUGAAAAAUAUUAACAUUAAAAAAAAUCUAAAUUUGAAAUGACCGAAAAAGGGUUUGAAUAAUAUAUUAUUUAAAACUUUUUUUUUUUAAAUGUAAAUAUUUCAGUAUAUUAGAUAAUUUGAUAGUUUUAAAAGUUUAGCCAAAAUAUUAAAUCAAGACCAUCAUUUGCAUAUGAUGUUGUACCCUGGUGAGGUAUAAUUUUAAGCCUAAGGUGACAAAAGGCCAUUGCGCACAUACUAAAAAGAACUGAUGUCUGGAUGCAAGCCAUGUUAGUCUCCUGAUAAGUAUCUCCAUAGAAGGGGAAUGUCCUUUUUGUUUAUAAUGUGACAAGCUGGCUGCUUGUUGGAAAAAACAUUUUAACUGUAUGGCCAGUCCAUACUUGAGCAGCUUCCGCAAUUGGGUAGACUUCAAACAAGGCAAAUGUUUUGUGAAAGUCAACCACUUCUUUUGUUUCUGGAUGCCUGAAAUCCCUAAGCCAAUAGUAAACAGCCACAAAUCUAGUUGAGGCUGCUGCGUUGGUCCAAACUACUGGAGAGUUGUCUGACAGUGGUGGAAGAAACCUGAACCUCCCUUCCAAUUUGCAUCUUUGCCACUUGUUGAGAUCUGCCGUUGUGUAGGCAGCUAGAGAUAGUUUACUAUCAUUGUCGAAAAAACUGCAUGUUUCAGCGGGGACGAGACACAUACUGCCCUACCCACGGUAAACAGAACCAGGACCUACCUGGGGACACAUUUCAUGAGGCCCAUCCACGCAAAAUCUCUGCUCCGGCUCCUGCGGCAUAUGCACAUGGCAGGGGCGCGGGGGGGGGGCGCUCCCCUGCGUUCACGAGCCACAACCCGACUAAGCAUGUACCCCUGUUUCCCCCCUCCCCCCAAGGACCGAUGGGGGUUGUCACAGGAGGGCCCCGUCGAGUGUUGGGGCACCAAGCUCAGCAGAGUCGAUCCAGCCACAAAAUGGUGGCGAACGACUAAGAGCCAUUCACCAUGAAAAGACAAGAUGACAUGCUGGAGAGGCUGGAUGCCUUACUUGUGACUUUCUGGCGCAAGCUGGGCGAACGACAGGCUGUAACAAACCCUCCAGUCGAACUCUCACCGAUGACACUACCCCCACGUGCACGGAUCAGAGGCACGAGGAACCAAAAACGGCACGCCGAAAACAGCGAGACUCCAUAACGACACCCAAACCCGCACGACUCCUACACCGGACCACUGCCAAAUUCCCAAGCAGGCUGAAGCCAGCCGCACUCAAGCCUCCACCAGCGCCAGGCACAACAACCAUGAAGAGCCCUCUCCCAUACCCAUGCCGGGCGGCAAGAGACACGGAGCUCCGACAAGCGGCUGGAGGAGACAUGGGCAGAUGCCCCUUACUGAAUAUUCUAUACUUGACCAGGAGUGUGACAUACCCGCGGCAGGAGUUGGCUGACCGGGACACUUAUCACUGCAGAUGAGAUGAGCGUUUAUACCUCAUGCUGCCCAUGUCAGUGACUGGGGAUGGCUUAUUGUUUCUAUAUGUUUUGGGGUUUUUUCAGCUAAUUUCACAAGACUCACGCAUGUCAUACACUAUUGCUAACAUGUACCCAGCCUGUUUACCACUAGACGCAAGCUUGUCAUACACUACUGCUAGCACGUCUCCAGCCUGUCUACCACAAGACACAAUCUUGUAAUGCACUAAUGCUAACAUAUACACAGCCUGUUUAACACAAGACACUAGCCUGUACUACAUUACGGUUUCUCAUUUAUACUAGAACACUUAAUUGAAACUCAUCAGUUAUACAGAGUCUAACCUGCCUACUUCUAUGUACGCUGUUGUGGCGUUUGUUUAUGUACCCACCUGCACAAUAAAAGUGAAGAAUGAAUAAUAAAUAAAAAAUUCCACCUGGAGUUGCAGGCAAAAGUGAACAUGCCAUCACUGGACCACCAGGGCUUGCAGCAUUAUGUCUACCAUCCCUGGUGGCAAUUCUGCCAGGCUGUUACUAAUGGUCCCUUCGCUGUUAGUUCCUUCAUUCUCAGGUUGUUCCUUUUCUUCCUCUGAAUACUUCAGCUUUCCUGGCUAUGGCUGGGAAUGGGAUAUUCUUCUCUUUGGUUCUUCUGUGAUCCUCGUUAUAGUCAUAUGGAACUUGCACUUGCAGAAUCCUGGGUUUUAGAGAUGGAGAAUGCAUCGCUUUCUUCCGAUUUCUGAGAAAUCUAGUACUAUGGAGAAUUUAACCAAGCGUGCGAAAAGAGAAUGCUUCCCCACCACCCUAAAACCCUAAACUAGAUGACCACCUAGGUCCAAGAGGUAAAGCACUACCUAGGCGGGUGACAGGUGAGGCAAUGCUAGGUGCCAAGUCUCUAUCUAUGGUUGGGUCGAGUGACUUGAGGAUAAGGAGCCAUAAUACCAGGGACUGUGUGACUCAGGACCUCCUUUGACCGUAUGAGCUGCGUGGAGAGUCUGACUUUCUGCUGCUUGCCCUCUCCUUGGAGUUAAACAAUAGUAGUGUGGUUGAGCGGAAAUGGUGCGAAAAAGGGGUUUCUGCUGCAUAUCUGCUCCAAAUAGCCAAGGUAGACUGACUGGGGGCCAGACCUCCUAUGUACAAUCUCCAGUGUCUUGGAAGCAGUCCGUGCUUUGCACCAGUACCUGCCAAAACCCUGGAACUUGAAGUCCUACCCUAGCAACCCCACAAUUCAUUGUGAGCCAGCAUUGGACGGUGUCUGUAGAUAUGAUAGUGGUCCUGUAAAUAUCCAGACAAAUUCUCCUGCAACUCCAGGCUACUGCCUUAAUAAAUACAUUCAAAUAAAUGUUAUAGGUGUUUAAACGAUCCAUAGAGUGAACUGCUUGUGCUUGCCAUUUUUGGAAUCUUUUAGACAAACACUCUUUUUCUACUUGUGUAGCGAGCUCUCAGAGCAUGAAUAAAGGAGCAUGGUUCUGUACAAAAAUCUUACCCACAAAAAAAAAAUACUGAUUUGGGUUUAAAAAACAAACAAACACAUUCCUUGGAGUGCCAUCACUCUAUUAGAAAGUAUCCUGCUAUUUCAAGACUUAUUAUUAUUAUUAUUAUUAUUAUUAUUAUUAUUAUUGCCAUUUAUAUAGCGCCAACAGAAUCCGUAGCGCUUUACAAUAUUAUGAGAGGGGAUUUAACUAUAAAUAGGACAAUUACAAAUAAACUUACAGGAACAAUAGGUUGAAGAGGACCCUGCUCAAUCGAGCUUACAUUCUAUAGGAGGUGGGGUGUAAAACACAGUAGGACAAGAAUUUGCAAUCAAAUAAGGUGGGCUGCCCUUUAGGAGAGGACAAGAGACAGGUAUGUGAGGUAGGGGUUAGUCUUGGAGGCCAUAAGUUUUCCUAAAGAGAUGGGUUUUAAGGCACUUCUUAAAAGAUGCAAGACUAGGGGAGAGUCUGAUGGCGGGAGGCCGGCUAUUCCAUAGGAAGGGAGCCGCCCGCGAGAAGUCCUGCAAGUGCGAGUUGGCCGUACGGGUGCGGACAACGGACAGGAGGUGGUCACGGGCAGAGCGGAGAGACCGAGAAGGGACAUACCUAUGAAUCUGUGAGGAGAUAUGAGGGGCUAGAGUUGUUCAGUGCUUUAUAGGUGUGAGUUAGUGCGUUGAAUUGACUCCUAUAGCACACAGGAAGCCAAUGUAAGGACUGGCAGAGGGGUGAGGUGUGAGAGAACCGACUAGAGAGGAAAAUCAGUCUAGCAGCAGCGUUCAUUACAGACUGUAGGGGUGCAGUACGGCUUUUGGGAAGACCAAGCAGGAGAGGGUUACAAUAAUCCAUGCGGGAAAUUACUAGAGCAUGGACAAGCUCCUUGGUAGUAUCUGGUGCAAGAAAGGGGCGGAUGCGGGCUAUGUUUUUAAGAUGGAAUCUACAGGAUUUGGCAACAUGCUGGAUGUGAGGCUCAAAGGUGAGACCAGAGUCAAGUAUGACGCCAAGACAGCGCGCUUGCAAGGAUGGGCUGAUGUUGGUACCACAAACUUGAAGGGAGAGCGAAAGAGGAGGAUCAGUAUUAGGAGGAGGAAAGACAAGGAGCUCAGUUUUUGAGAGAUUGAGUUUCAGAAAGCGGGAGGACAUCCAUUCAGAGAUGGAAGAAAGGCAAGCAGUGACACGUUGCAGGACAGCAGGGGAGAGGUCUGGGGAGGAGAGAUAUAGCUGGGUGUCAUCAGCGUACAGGUGGUAGUGGAAUCCAAAUGAGGUAAUAAGUUUGCCAAGAGAGGCAGUAUAAAGAGAAAAUAGAAGGGGACCAACGACUGAGCCGUGGGGGACUCCAAUCAAGACAGGGCGAGGGGAGGAGGUAUCAUUAGAAAAAAAGACUAGUAUUUGAUCAAUACAAAGGCCAUUGUAUGUAUGUAUGUAUUAAUUAAAAAAUUAUUCUUGCUGGUUUUGGUUGCCUUGUACGGUUGUGAUUAAUUGUAUUUAAAUAGACAUACAUACAUGUAUUUUUAUAGAAUGUACCAAGGGAAAAAGAUAAUGGCUCCAGUUAAUCCAAAGUGAUUUAGAAUACAGUGUCACAGUAAUCCAGCAUUGUAUAUUUCCACAAGGCUGUUACAUUCUUGAAGAAUUCCUCAAGCGACAUUGAUUUGACUGUAAUGUGUCAUUGAUUAGAGAUUAUACAUUGAAUUGAAAAUAAUACAGAAAAUAACUUGCAAUUGCAGUCCGGAACCUAUGAUGAUAAUGAUGCUGUCAUUAUGACUGCACAGGAUAAAUUGUGGAUUUUCUAGUAAUUGGAUAUUUGAUCUUGUUUAGAAUGUGUUGUGUGUCUUUAUUUUUUAUUUUAUUUUUCUUGCUCUUAAAUACAUGGUGUCCCAGUGGGGUUGUUCUGGCUAGCAGUUACAUUUUAAUGUAUAUUGAGAAUUGUUGCUUGCUUAUCACCUUCUGUUUGCAUGUAUUACAAGAGAUGACGUCCCUAGGAAUGUUACAAAAAUGCCUUACCAAGCAGUAUCUGUGUUUGUUGUUCAUUACUUAUACUGGAUUUGGGGGGGGGGGAGAGAAGGAAGUAUUUGAUCCCCUGCUGAUUUUGAAUGUUUGCCCACUGAGAGAAAUGAUCAGUCUAUAAUUUUAAUGGUAGGUGUAUUUUAACAGUGAGAGACAGACUAAUAAAUCCAGAAAAACGCACGUCAAAAUUUUAUAAAUUGAUUUGCAUGUCAUGAGUGAAAUAAGCAUUUGACCCCUUCGACUUGUUGGCAAUCACAGAGGUCAAAACAAAAGCAAGUUACCUGCGCGCUCUCUCUCCUUAAUCCCUAUGUAUAUUCAAACAAAUGGAGAUAAUUUAGUUACUCCAAUGGCCAUUGGAAGGAAUGCCCGCCUGCCAACGUCAAGGCAGGCCCCCCCCUCCCCUCCCAGGCGGGUCCUACACUGACCUUUCACUUUGCUUCCUUAAAGGACCUCUAUAGGCACCCAGACCACUUCAGCUUAAUGAAGUAGUCUGGGUGCCAGGUCCCUCUAGGAUUAACGCUUUUUUUAAUAAACAGCAGUUUCAGAGAAACUGCUAUGUUCAUAAAUGGGUUAAUCCAGCCUCUAAAGCCUCUAGCGGCUGUCUCAUUGACAGCCGCUUGAUGCGUUUGCGUGCUUCUCACUAUGAAAAUCACAGUGAGAAGAUGCCAGCGUCCAUAGGAAAGCAUUAUGAAUGCUUUCCUAUGAGACUGGCUGAAUGCGCGCGCAGCUCCUGCGUAUUCAGCCGAAGAGGAGGAUCGGAGGAGGAGGAGAGCUCCCCGCCCGGCGCUGGAGAAAGAGGUAAGUUUAACCCCUUUCCUCUCCCCAGAGCCCGGCGGGAGGGGGUCCCUGAGGGUGGGGGCACCGUCGUGGCACUAUAGUGCCAGGAAAACGAGUAUGUUUGUUUGUUUUCCUGGCACUAUAGUGGUCCUUUAAGCUUCUGGCAAAGAUCUCUAAUGAGACAGAGAGGAGUAUUUUUAUUUUUUAUUUUAUUUUUUUAUGUAUAUACACACCACAAUAUAAUUAUUAACCCUUAAUAGGGAACACAUGGGAUGGGCAGCAGCAUUGUAACAAAGCUGUGUGAUACAAAAAGUUAAAACCAAAAGAAAAGUCCUGCACUCACUCCAUCACUCCUGGGCGCCAGCAACGUACACCUCAGCUGCAAUACAUACAGUAAAAACAAAAAAAGUUACCUGCUCUGUAUAUUCAAACAAUUGGAGGUAAUUUAGUUACUCCAAUGGCCAUUGGAAGGAAUGCCCACCUGCCUUUUUGUAUCGCACAGCUUUUACAAUCUUGUCCCUGAUAUCCCUGGAUCGCUGUUUGGUCUCGGCCAUGGUGGAGAGUUUGGAAUCAGAUUGCUUCUGUGGACAGGUGUCUUUUAUACAGGUAACGAGCUGAGAUUAGGAGCACUCCCUUUAAGAGACACCUGGGAGCCAGAAAUCUUGCCGACUGAUGGGGGAUCAAAUCCUUAUUUCACUCAUUGACCUGCAAAUCAAUUUAACUUUUUUGACAAGCGUUUUUUCUGGAGAUAGAUAUAGAUCUAUAUUCAAGUAGAGAUUGUAGCCGUAUUAGUCCAGUGAUGUAGAUGUAAAAAAAAAAACUGAUAAGAUUUGUAUCUUGUAAUACCUUUUUUAAUGACCAGCUUUCGGGAGAACCUCCCUUUCUCAAGUCUGAAGCAUUUCUGAGCAAGACGACACAUAGAAUUCAAAGUUGAGUUGUGAUACGAAUUUUAUCUUUUUUUUUUUUUUCAUAUAAUUUUUAUUUCCUUUUUUUUUUAUUUUUGUGUAUAUAUAAUUUUUGUGUUGUUCUGUCUCUCACUGUUAAAAUACACCUACCAUUAAAAUUAUAGACUGAUCAUUUCUUUGUCAGUGGACCAACGUUCAAAAUCAGCAGGGGAUCAAAUAUUUUUUCCCUCACUGUACCUAGGGUUAAUUUUUAUUUAUAUAUAUAUAUAUAUAUAUAUAUAUAUAUAUAUAUAUAUAUAUAUAUAUAUAUAUAUUAUAAUUUUUAUUUUUUUUAUUUUUUUUUUGAUCUAAAAAUUAACAAACAAAAAUAAAUGGGUAUAGAGAAAUGUAAAAUUUCAUGUCAGAUUUAUGAACACUUAAAUUAAUACAUAUACAAAGUGCUUCACCUUGCUGUGUGAAUCAGAUUUUCUUCUGCUUCCGUUGGCUCCACCGAGCAACUAGAAGGGCAGGUUCAGUGCAUUACAGCAUGCUUCCUUUCUCUCUCCCCCUUUGCAAUGAGCUAUAUGACAGCUCAUUGAGAAGCAUUGGAAAGCUUCUGAGUGAGACGCCUUUGGUGUAUUGCCUGGCAUAGACUAACAUCUGUGCAUAGGAAAGGUAUGGGGGCUUGCAAAGGCUGCAGACAGGAGCUCUGCAAUUUUUGCAAGUCCCCUCCACCCCCCCCAUAUUUGAAUUUUUAUUGGGUUGUCACAGUGCAGAACAUAAGAACAAUGGCAGAUACCAGAGCAGGAAGACCCCACCAUAGAAUUACAGUGGUGUACAUUCUUGUUCAUCAUCACAAGAUCACAAAUAUGUACAUGUAUUAUUCGAGACUUACACAUUUGCCUCAUUAAAGGACCACUAUAGUGCCAGGAAAACAUACUCGUUUUCCUGGCACUAUAGUGCCCUGAGGGUGCCCCCACCCUCAGGGACCCCCUCCCGCCUGGCUCUGGAAGGGGGAAAGGGGUAAAAACUUACCUUUUUUCCAGCGCUGGGCGGAGAGCUCUCCUCCUCCGAUCCUCCUCUUCUCCUCCCCGUCGGCUGAAUGCGCACGCGCGGCAAGAGCUGCGCGCGCAUUCAGCCGGUCACAUAGGACAGCAUUCAUAAUGCUUUCCUAUGGACGCUGGCGUGCUCUCACUGUGACAAUCACAGUGAGAAGCACGCAAGCGCCUCUAGCGGCUGUCAAUGAGACAGCCGUUAGAGGAAAUAGGGGAAGGCUUAACCCAUUCAUAAACAUAGCAGUUUCUCUGAAACUGCUAUGUUUAUGAAAAAAUGGGUUAACCCUAGCUGGACCUGGCACCCAGACCACUUCAUUAAGCUGAAGUGGUCUGGGUGCCUAGAGUGUUCCUUUUAAUAGUCAGAAUUGCUGCAGUGAUGUAAAAAAUGCAUGCAUUUAUUUUUUGGUUGGUUGGGGGUGGGGGGGAAAGGGGGAGUUGGGGGAUAUCUAUUAAAUUUUAUGAAAUAAAAAACGUCAGUGGAAUGUUAAUGUCUGGCCAUGACCUGUUUACAAUAAAACAGAAUUACAAUUCUACCAUUCCUAUGUUUUACAAUGCAACCUGUAUCAUUCUCAAAUCAUUAAAAAAUGGGCCUGCUGCCUUAUGUGAAGCACUCAUGUUUCAGCAAUCACAUUCCUGCCGAAGAGGAGAAACUUCAAUGACCAUUGAAAGCUUAGCACUAUCAUCACCUCAAAGGACUUGACAUAACUAACACUCCAAAAUAUUUCUAAGUGUUAAGUGCAUUAACAAAACAAACACCUCUCCUGACUUAAUGUUGACAAACCAUUCCAUGAAGGACAAAUAAGUACUGUAACAAAAAUAACCUAAAUACCAAUGUGAUUAAUAACUGAAAUGUGCAUUUAGAGGCAUCUUAAUGAUACACAAACAUUGCAAUUUCCAUACGGAACAUAAUUGGAGAAUGGAUGUAACUUUCAACCUGUGAUGUAAUUGAAAUCCUUUUGAAGGCAAAAAAUGUAUGUGGUUGUUAACCUUGAUCUAUGAUCUAUUAACAUUGAUCUCUCUAUAUAUCACUAGCCCAUUGUGAGAUUAAAUGGACAUCAUAGGCACCCAAGCGACUUCAUCUCAAUGAAAUGACCGAGGUGCCAUAUUCAUGUAGUUUUAACCCUGCAACUGAAAACAUUGACAUUCUGCAGAACAGCAUUGUUUACUGGCUUUAACAGCCACUAGAGGCACUUCCUUUUAAUAGCCGAGUGAUUGGUGCAGGGAUAAAAAUUAAGUAGACUAACGUUUGUGAUGCUUACUGAAUGGGGAGGGCAGACAUCAAGCAGAACUCUGUAAUGCCCAGUGCAGGGUCGGCUUAUUGGCUGAGAUUGUUAGCUGAUCACUCUCAGCCAAUGAGCUAAGAACUGUGCUGCCAGGAUUAGCUCAGACAGAGAGUUUCUGUCUCUCUGACUGAAGUAGUGGAGGUGUGGAGUGACGCCUGUUGCACCCCAUGUAAGAAGUCAAACUGUGGCACCAUAAUCCCUACCGCACGCUUGGAGUGUUCCUUUAGACAUGUGCCUGAAAGCUUUGGUACCUGCUUUAGACUAAAAUUUAAGAAAAUUUAUAAACUUUAUUUUUUAUUUUAUUUUUUUUAAAAUAAAUUUUACCCAAAUGGGUAAAAAGAGAUCUAUUCUUUUGUGUGUAAUUUAAAGGACCACUAUGGGCACCCAGACCACUUCAGCUUAAUGAAGUGGUCUGGGUGCCUGGUCCAGCUAGGUUUAACCCUUUUUUCGGUAAACAUAGCAGCAGUUUCAGAGAAACUGCUAUGUUUGCAAUAGGGUUAAUCCAGCCUGUAGUGGCUGUCUCAUUGAGAGCCGCUAGAGGCGCGUCCGCGGUUCUCACUGUGAUUUUUCACAGUGAGAAGACACCAACGUCCAUAGGAAAGCAAUUAGAAUGCUUUCCUAUGGACUGGCUGAAUGCACGCGCAAAUCUUGCUGCGCAUGCAGCCGGUGACGGAAGAAGGAGGAUUAACCCCUUCCUCUCCCCUCAGCGCCACGGGCGUGGGACCCUGAGGGUGGGGGCGCCCUCAGGGCACUAUAGUGCCUGGAAAACAAGUGUUUUUUCCUGGCAAUAUAGUGGUCCUUUAAGAAAGACAAGUAGUUCUGUAAAUUGACAUUUUAAUUUUAGCAAGGAUAUAACAACACAUUGGCUUACUUUUGGUUUACCUGGUUUUUUUUUUUUUGUUUUUUUUUUUGUGUGCAAGUUUUGUGUUCUUUGUGUGCCAUCUAGAGUAUACAUUGGGAAAUGCAGUUUGUUAAUUUGACCUAGCAUUUAUACUGGAUUAGUAGUAUUGGCCUGUAGUAAACAUUUUAGUCUUCAUUAUUUGAAACAAGAUCCCAUCAGUGACGGAUGCUUUCAGCUUUCUUAAUGGGACAGUUAGCAAUAAGUCACAAUGUUGGCAAAGUGCAUAGGAUGCUACUAUAUUACACUUCUAACACUCGUUCAGCAAUAAUGCAAACCUGUAAACAAUGUGGUGUGUGUUUUGUUUUUUUUUGUUUGUUUUUUUUUUCGUUUCUCUUUUAGAAGUCAUUUUAAAAUGAUGCAUUCAGCAGAUUAAUUUAUUUUUGCAAAUUUUGUUUUGCAGCAACUAAUAGUCAUGAAGAGUUCAGAUGCUUUUCAUGUGAUGGCUAAUGCACACAAUCAAUCAUAGGAUUACAAAAUGGCAGUGCGAAUUUUGGCCAUUGUAGUUUAGAGAAAAUGUUCAUAUAAAGUUUCAAAUAGUAUAAUGUAGUGCUUUUGCAUAGGUGACCCUUUUUCUCUGGUAAUGUAAAAAAAAUGUUUUUGUUUCUCCUGGUGAAACCUUGGAGUAAAGUGGAAAUGACACUUCUCUGGAAUAUACACCAUUUAGCCCCUUAAGGACUGAGCCAAAUGUAACAAAACAUUGUGAACAAAACGUAAACAAAAACUUGAAUUUGCGCUAUGUCUGUUCAGGCGUAAUUCGCCUCUCUCAUAUUAUGUGCACCCACACUUAUUAUAAAUCGUUUUACUCUGGGGGAAACAGGGCUUUCAUUUAACAUCAAAUAUUUAGGUAUAAAACAUAAUUUAAUCUGAAUAAAAUUAAAAAGUGGGAGAAGAUUUUUAGUUCUACGUGACAUUCUAACUGUGAAUGUCAUAAUAGUUUGCUUUUACUGCAAUAAAAUACACAUAUUUGGAUUCAGUGAUGUCUCACGUGUAAAACAGUGCCCCCGAAGUACAGGUUUUAUGGUGUUUUGGGAAGUUAGAGGGUCAAAUAUAGCAUGUUACAAAUUUCAGUUUUUUCACAUUGAAAUUCGCCAGAUUGGUUAUGUUGCCUUUGAGACCGUAUAGUAGCCCAGGAAUGAGAAAUACCCCAUGAUGGCAUACGAUUUGCAAAAGUAGACAACUCAAGGUAUUGCAAAUGGGGUAUGUCCAGUCGUAACCAAUCUGGCGAAUUUCAACGUGAAAAAAACUGAAACGCAAUCUUUAUAUUUGACUCUGUAACUUUUGAAAACUCCAUAAAACCUGUACAUGAGGGAUACUGUAAUACUCGGGAGACUUCGCUGAAUACAAAUAUUAGUGUUUCAAAACAGUAAAACUUAUUUCAACAAUCAGUGAAAGUACAAUUUGUGUGUGAAAAAUGCAAAAAAAGUCACUUUCAUUGACGAUAUCAUCGUUGUAAUACAUUUUACUGUUUUGAAACACUAAUAUUUGUGUUCAGCGAAGUCUCUCGAGUAAAACAGUACACCCCAUGUACAGGUUUUAUGGUGUCUUGGAAAGUUGCAGGGUUAAAUAUAGUGCUAGCAAAUUAAAUUCCCUGGACUUACUGCCUGGGUUGUCAGGCAGGUCCCGCAAAUUGUAAUGAAUAAAAUGACCUAAUUAUGUAAAAUUAUUACAUAAAUAUAUGUAGAAUUAUAAUAAUUAAAAAAAAUAUAUAUUUUUUUUUUUAACCCCUUGAGGACCGAUGACGGUCCUGAACCGUCAUAACGGUCUUUGGGUACUUAUCUGAUCGCCGUCGUUCCCCCAGCGGCGAUCAGCGUUUCUUCCGCGCUGGGGGGGACUGCCUGUCUGCCCAGACAGUCUCCCCGCAGCAAAUUAGGACCUGUGCUGUGUAUCUGCUUGCAGGGGGACUGUCUGUGCUGACAGGCAGUCUCCCUGCAAGUGGAAAAUCAGAAAUAAAGUUAAAAAAAGUGUUUAAAAAAAAAAAAAUAAUAAUUCUGUCUCGCUCUCGUGUGUGUGUGUGUGUAUAUAUACUUUUAAAUUUCAUGUGUGUAUAUGUAAUAAACGUUUAACUCGCAAGUUGGAAUAAACUUGGAAUUAAUAAUAACAUUAAUAACUUAAAAACCGAGUGUAAAGUCAGAGUCCACACUCCUUGCUUUUGGCAAUUCAAUAAUAUUUAUUAAUAAAGGCUUAAUCAAACAAAUAAACAAUACAUAUACAUUUGAAAUAGGCUAGUAUAUGUUGCUACUAAAACUAAUCAUUGACUGAAUGGAAAGUAGGCUAAAUUAACAUAGUAAAACAGGCAUAGACACGUGAUACAGUUACCACUCCAUCGAUCAGCAGCUGAGAGUAAGAGAGAGAGGGUGUGUAUAGUGGGGAGAGGGGAGAGAGGAGAGAAGGUGAAGAGAGGUAAUUCAAAGAGAGAGAGAAUGUGCUAUUCACAGGGCUUUAAACAGGUUAGUCCCUCCUUCUGCUGGACACACCUCCCUUAGUCAAUCCCUUAGGAUGUAACAGAACCAGAGUGCCUCCUGGGGGAAGGGGUAUUGCAUUGGAAGGGAAUGGAGGAGGAGUUUAUCAACAACCCAACUGAUUUUGCCUGGUGAAAGGCCAUGUGCUUCACAUAGGACUCCAUUAUUGCCUAAGGGUAGAAUGGCGGCUUGAAUCCCUGUAUUAGAACACAAUAACACUUCAUUGGCAUACAGUUUGGCUGGUAAUCACAUCCCCCCACUUAUUACAGUAUAUAAUAAAUAUAUAUAUCAAAAUACACUUAGAAUGAAAUGAGAUAUGUCUCUGUCCAUGUCCAUAUACAUUAUAUAAAUAAUUUCAUAAAUAUAUACGUAGACUUCAAAUAUAUAAAUAUGUAUAUACAUUUAAAUUCUACGUGCAUAUUUUAUGUAAUAUUUUUACAUAAUUAAGUAAUUUUCUUGAUUGCAAUGUGGGGGACCUGCCUGACAACCCAGACAGAAAGUCCAGAGAAUUUAAUUUGCUAGCACUGUGUUUAACCCUGUAACUUUCUAUGACGCCCUAAAACCUGUACAUGGGGGGUACUGUUAUACUCGGGAGACUUCGCUGAACACAAAUAUUAGUCUUUCAAAACCGUAAAAUAAAUCACAGCGAUGAGAAAAUUACUUUUUUUGCAUUUAUCACACACAAAUGGCACUUUCACUGAUAUUAUUGCUGUGAUACGUUUUACUGUUCUGAAACACUAAUAUUUGUGUUCAGCAAAUUCUGUGUUUAGCAAAAUGUGGGGUAACAGUACCCCACAUGUAGAGGUUUUAUAGUGGUCUUUGAAAGUUAUAAGGUUUGAUUUUACUCCCAUGAUGGCAUACCAUUUGCAAAAGAAGACAACCCAAGGUAUUGCAAAUGGGGUAUGUUCAGCCUUUUUUAGUAGCCACUUAGUCACAAACACUGGCCAAAGAUAGCGUUUUUUGCAUUUUUAACACAAAAACAAAUCUAAAUGCUAACUUUGGCCAGUGUUUGUGACUAAGUGGCUACUAAAAAGACUGGACAUACCCCAUAUUGAAUACCCUGGGUUGUCUACCUUAAAAAAAAUAAAAAAAAAAAUGUACAUGUGAGGUGUGAUUCGGAGAUUUAUGACAGAUAAGUGUUACAAUGUCACUAUUGAUAAAUUAAUUUAUUAUUUAUAUAUAUAUAUAUAUAUAUAUAUAUAUAUAUAUAUAUAUAUAUAUAUAUAUAUAUAUAUAUAUAUAUAUAUAUAUAUAUAUUUAUUUAUUUUCUCAAUUUCUUACUUGUACUUAUAGCCCUAUAACUUGCAAAAAAGCAUGUAAACAGCUUAGUUUUUAAACUAAGGACAUUUUUGAAUCUAUUCAGCAGUUUUUUUCCAUUAGCUUUUUGUAGAUAAGUAAAAGAUUUUUCAAGUAAAAGUCCAAAAACAUUAAUUUAUUUUUAUUUUUUUUUAUUUUUUUUUUCAUCAUAUUUUUAUUUAUUUUUUUUAAAGUAAAAUAUGACAUGAUACAAAUAAUGGUUUAUAAAGAAAGCCCUUCUUGUCCUGAAAAAACCCAUAACUUGUAUGGGAACAGUAAAUGAGAGAGUGGAAAAUUACACACAAACACCACAAAAGUGUUAAAACUGCUCUGGUCCUUAAAGGACCACUAUAGUGCCAGGAAAACAUACUCGUUUUCCUGGCACUAUAGUGCCCUGAGGGUGCCCCCACCCUCAGGGACCCCCUCCCGCCCGGCUCUGGAAGGGGAAAAGGGGUAAAAACUUACCUUUUUCCAGCGCUGGGCGGAGAGCUCUCCUCCUCCGGUCAGUAUAGGGUGCCGCGCCCGACUGAAUGCGCUUGCAGCGGCAAGAGCUGCAGCGGCGCAUUCAGCGGUCUCAUAAAGACUUAUUUACAAUGCUUUCCCUGCGUUAUGGCGUGCUCUCACUGUGAUUUUCACAGUGAGAAGCACGCAAGCGCCUCUAGUGGCUGUCAAUGAGACAGCCACUAGAGGAUUAGGGGGAAGGCUUAACCCAUUCAUAAUUAUAGCAGUUUCUCUGAAACUAUGUUUAUGAAAAAAUGGGUUAACCCUAGCUGGACCUGGCACCCAGACCACUUCAUUAAGCUGAAGUGAUCUGGGUGCCUAGAGUGGUCCUUUAACGUACAACAUGGCCAAAAUAGGCCUGUUCUUAAAGGAACACUAUAGUCACCUAAAUUACUUUAGCUAAAUAAAGCAGUUUUAGUGUAUAGAUCAUUCCCCUGCAAUUUCACUGCUCAAUUCACUGUCAUUUAGGAGUUAAAUCACUUUGUUUCUGUUUAUGCAGCCCUAGCCACACCUCCCUUGGCUAUGAUUGACAGAGCCUGCAUGAAAAAAAAAAAACUGGUUUCACUUUCAAACAGAUGUAAUUUACCUUAAAUAAUUGUAUCUCUGUAAAUUGAACUUUAAUCACAUACAGGAGCUCUUGCAGGGUCUAGCAAGCUAUUAACAUAGCAGGGGAUAAGAAAAUCUUAAUGAAACAGAACUUGCAAAAAAGAGAGCCUAAAUAGGGCUCUCUUUACAGGAAGUGUUUAUAGAAGGCUGUGCAAGUCACAUGCAGGGAGGUGUGACUAGGGUUCAUAAAUAAAGGGAUUUAACUCCUAAAUGGCAGAGGAUUGAGCAGUGAGGCUGCAGGGGCAUGUUCUAUACACCAAAACUGCUUCAUUAAGCUAAAGUUGUUCAGGUGACUAUAGUGUCCCUUUAGUAUUAAAAGUCAGGGGAAAUGACCGUUCCUCCUUUAAAAGCUUUUCUAUGGGGGUGGGGCCAGACCAGCAUGGUGGCAGGGCACAUCUCGGAAGAGCUCCUCCAUCAGCACGCUAAAUGCGGCACUUUACAGCCCACUACUGCUCGAUUUGAGCUAAUCAACUCAAUACCCCAGCUACCUGACUUGCCUACAAAGCGGGAAGGAGGCUAGCGACUUGAGGUAACGGUCCUGCUACCUCCAUGGAAAAAGCUGCCUGGUGGGCGCCGGACUGGGGAAGCAGCCGGCAACCUGGCUGCCGACAAGAAUGAACCUGUGUAUCUGGCAAAGGUCUCUAAUGAGUCAGAGAGGGGUUAUUUUUUUUUUUAUAUACACCCCUAUAUACUUAUAACCCCUUAAUUGGGAAACACAUGGGAUGGGCAGCAGCAAUGUAACAUAGCUGUGUGAUACAAAAGAUAAGUCCUGCACUCACUCCUGUGUGGCAGCAACGACUACAGUACACAUCAGCCCCAAUACACUAAAAUGGCGGACGCCACGUGGCCCCCAGGUCUUAACACGAACUCCGAUGAUACUCACCAGACAGGGCAAACUGUUCCUGGACUUCUGGUGGAGGCUUGAAAGUAGGGUGACCCUGCAUGCCCCUACAUAGCCAAAUGAUCCCUUAUACCAGAGCCCAUCACGAAAGCUUGCAGCUCCACAUGGUGGAGGAAGGACCCCACACGACGACCGCACAAGCGGCAUGCACAGCCUAAGCGACGGACGACCUGAAGGCCGCCCACGAGGAUGCUGAUACAAACUACAAAACUUCCACAGAGAGCAGCACUGCCUAAAGACCAGCUAGCAGCUACUGAGCUCCCGCACUGCCAACAGGCACCUGCUAUGCAUACCCUGAAGCAUCUCACCAGGAAGUCUGCACACAGCCUACCACUUGAGGGCAUCGGCUGAGUUGGGCCACAUGAUUGGACUUGUGGGACUCUUGUCUACCGUGCCUGCCUAUAAGAUAUACUGGGACUGUCUUCAGGAGUUACUAACUACUGUUAGGAGCCUCAUAAGGGGGACAAACUACACCGGACACACUCCACUGUCAAGAUAGAAAGACCUAGCUUAACCCAUGUUUAAAGGGACACUAUAGUCACCAGUGCAACUACAUGUAUUCCUGACCCUAUAGUGUUAACGCGACCAUCUAGCCACCCUGGGCCCCUCAUGCCUCCUGCUGUUAGACUCAGGAAAAACAAGCAGUCUGCUGACAUGUGAUAGCCUGAUCCAAUCACAGUGCUUCCCCAUAGGAUUGGCUGAGACUGACAAGGAGGCAGAUCAGGGGCAGAGCCAGCAUGAUUCAAACACAGCCCUGGCCAAUCAGCAUCUCCUCAUAGAGAUGAAUUGAAUCAAUGAAUCUCUGAGGAAAGUUCAGUGUCUGCAUGCAGUGGGAGGAGAUACUGAAUCACAGGAUGCUUGUGCACAGCAGAUCUGUGUGGAUGGAGGCAUAUUAUGAAGUCCCUCUGACUGCAACUGGAGGUGUUCCUAGCUUUCAAUGUAAACACUGUAUAUUCUCAGAAAAUACAGUGUUUAUAUGAGAGAGGCUGCAGGGAGCAAUAGUUCUCACCUGAACAACCUCAUUAAAGGACCACUCUAGGCACCCAGACCACUUCAGCUUAAUGAAGUGGUCUGGGUGCCAGCUCCUUCUAGGGUUAACCCAUUUUUUAAUAAACAUAGCUGUUUCAGAGAAACUGCUAUGUUUAUGAAUGGGUUAAGCCUUCCCCCUAAUACUCUAGUGGCUGUCUCAUUGACAGCCACUAGAGGCGCUUGCGUGCUUCUCACUGUGAUUUUCACAGUGAGAGCACGCCAGCGUCCAUAGGAAAGCAUUGAGAAUGCUUUCCUAUGUGACCGGCUGAAUGCGCGCGCAGCUCUUGCCGCGCGUGCGCAUUCAGCCGGCGGGGCGGAGAAGAGGAGGAGAGAAGGAGGAGAGCUCUCCGCCCAGCGCUGGAAAAAGGUAAGUUUUAACCCCUUUCCCCUUUCCAGAGCCGGGCGGGAGGGGGACCCUGAGGGUGGGGGCACCCUCAGGGCACUAUAGUGCCAGGAAAACGAGUAUGUUUUCCUGGCACUAUAGUGGUCCUUUAAGCUGAAGUUGUUCAGGUGACUAUAGUGUUUCUUUAAUCUUCUAAUUUUGCCAAAUCCUUCCUUUCUUUUCAAAUAAUUUUUAUUAAAGUUUUACAAACAUUGUAUUAGGGGAAGGAAAGGAAGGGGAACUUGGAAAUGGGAAGGGGUAUCCAUCCAUCAUUGAAAAAGGCAUAACAAUGUAUAAGCCCGUUCCUUCUAUACGUAAAGCUGUUGACCCACGGACAUACCAACCUAAGCUUGAGUAUACUACAACAAUAAGAAUGUUAUAUGACCAUUAAAGGACCACUAUAGUGCCAGGAAAACAAACUUGUUUUCCUGGCACUAUAGUGCCAUGAGUGCGCCCCCACCCUCAUGGCCCCCCUCCCGCCGAGCUGAAGUUGGAGGAGGGAGUUAAAAUCUUACCUUUCUCCAGCGCCGGGCUCCCUCAGCGCUGGGGACUCUCUUCCUCCUUUGGACAUCAUCGGCUCAAUGCGCAUGUGCCGCACGCAUUCAGUCCAUAGGAAAGCAUUCUCAAUGCUUUCCUAUGGACGCUGGCAUCUUCUCACUGUGAGAAGCGCGGAUGCGCCUCUAGCGGCUGUCAAUGAGACAGCCACUAGAGGCUGGAUUAACCCAAAUGUAAACAUAGCAGUUUCUCUGAAACUGCCAUGUUUAUAGCAGGCAGGAUUAACCCUAGAGGGACCUGGCACCCAGACCACUUCAUUGAGCUGAAGUGGUCUGGGUGCCUAUAGAGGUCCUUUAACCCGCGCAGAUAUCCUUAGUUCACUUUGCAACGGUUUGUUUAUGCAUGUCAUACCUGUUUUAUUAUUAAUUUUAAAAUGUGCAGACUCCUAUAAAUGCCUAAAAUGUUGAACCUUGUCUCACUUGCAUAUACUAUUGGGGCAUUGCAAGCAUGUAUUGUAUAUCUAUGUACAAAAAAAAUGCUUUUUAAUGAGACGCAUUGGAUCAGGAAAAAGUCAUUCGAUCCUAUUAAUUUUAAGAGUAGUGGUUGCAGUGAGGGCUGUCCCAGCAUUGGAUUACUCAUGAGUUUUGAUGUGUGCAUGGCACUCACCACACAUGUGCAUCAGGUCCUCAAUGCUCCUCUCUGAGCGUACAUGUAGGAGAGGUAAAUGGUGUCGGAUGACUAACUAGGGGGGACUUGUAUAGAUAGACAGGAACACUAAGGCGCUAGUGACAGUGUACAGUAUAGAAAAGUUCUAAAGGAACACUAAAGAAUUAAAGGACCACUCUAGGCACCCAGACCACUUCAGCUUAAUGAAGUGGUCUAGGUGCCAGGUCCCUCUAGGAUUACCCUUUUUAAUUUUUUUUAUAAACAUAGCAGUUUCAAAGAAACUGCUAUGUUUAUAAAUGGGUUAAUCCAGCCUCCAAAGCCUCUAGUGGCUGUCUCAUUGACUGCCGCUAGAAGCGUUUGCGUGCUUCUCACUGUGAAAAUCAGUGAGAAGACGCCAGAGUCCAUAGGAAAGCAUUGUGAAUGCUUUCCUAUGGACUGGCUGAAUGUGCGUGCGGCUCCUGCUGCGCAUUCAGCCGAAGAGGAGGAGGAGUGGACGAGUAGAGCUCCCCGCCCGGCGCUGGAGAAAGAGGUAAGUUUAAUCCCUUCCUUUCCAUCCAGCCUGGCGGGAGGGGGACCCUGAGGGUGGGGGCACCUUCAUGGCACUAUAGUGCCAGGAAAACGAGUAUGUUUUCCUGGCACUAUAGUGGUCCUUUAAAUACAAAUCUGUAUUCCUAUCUCCUGCUGAGACCAAACACCGGGUAAUGCAUGCUAAAGGUGAGCUUGUUUUUACCAUCAAAGUGUGGUUGCUAUGGUGGCCACUUACACAGCAUGCGUUCCUGUGUCUAAUAUGCGGGUGGUGGGUGUCUUUGAGCACAAAUGUUAUUAAAGUUCAGUAAGUUGGGUUUUUUUUGUUUUUUUUUCUUUGUUACAGUUCACAGAUGGCUGAUAUUGUGUUGUUUUUUUUUUUUUAGGUAUUCGGUUUGUUGGUUUGGGCACUAAUAGCUGGGUCUGAAUAUUUUCACUUCCCUGCUUUUGGCUGGGUGAUGUUCGUAGCUGUAUUUUACUGGGUGCUCUCAGUCUUCUUUUUAAUAAUUUACAUUACAAGGGCAUACACAAGAAUACCAAAAGUACCCUGGACGCUAAUUGUAAGUAAUUGUUUUAUUUUUACGUUUUUGUUUUUUGUUUGGUUGUUUUUUUGUUUUUUUUCAUGGUUUAAAUUUUUUUUUUUUUUUUAUAUUGUGGACGUGUAAAAGAACUUCUAGAUUAUCUUUAGCAAAGUUUUAGUUAAACUAUAUGGGUAUUUUAAAGGUUACACAGAUAAAGGCUGAAAACACGUUUAAAUAAAUGUGAGAUUAACUGAUUGUAGCCAUGAUCAUUCAUAUGCAAACCAGAGACCCAUUAUAUGGUCUCAAAGUAAAGAAGGUAUGAAUAGAACUCCGAUAUCAUUCUAGCACUCAUUUUAUGAAAGCAAAACAUUUUGUAACGUAAUCAGCAUAGGAAGUUAUCCAGAAUUGGUCAGAUGAAGGCAUACGUUUCCUUUUAAGCAUUUUACCAUAUUUAAAUGUGUUUACUUUCUAGUUGCUAUUGGAUGUUAUCAAGGUAUAUCUGUAUUUCUAGACAUACCUUAGUCCUUUAUUGAUAGAAGAUAGAAACCUCCAAACUAACAAAAUACUCAGGAAAUCCCAAAAUAUCCAUGUGUAAAAACUGGUUUGUUUUGCUUUAGUUGUUUUGGAGUUUAGAUUCUCCCAAGAUAUACCAAUCCAAUAAUGCAGGAUAAAUAUCCUUUUAGCAGGCAGUAAACAAUGGACCUCAACCUUGUGUUUUUGUAUUUUUUUUUUUUUAAGGCAUUUAUUGUGAGCUCUUUUAUUGAGAUUGGUGAACGAUAGAGGCAUUUAUGCACUCUUAUGUGAGUUUGGAUAAUGCACUGAGAACUUUAUUAUAAUAUGCGCUCCACUCAUUUGGAUUAAUUUUCAUCACACCUCCUCGGACCUGUAAGUCCCACAAGUUAUAUGAAGAGGCUAUCCUAUGGGCCACCACACAGCCCGGCUCCUUUAAAUGUGCUACACCGAUGGGACGCAGAUCCCAAAAGCCUCUAGCUCUUGCUCAUGCCGAGAUCAGAGAUAUUGGCAUCCUUUCCAGGGCCAUAUGCAAAACAUAGACGACUAUGAAGGCCCUAAAACUGUACCUUGCAUACUACCACUAACCUAUGUGAUCCUUCUUCACCGUCCUCCACUAUAGCGACCUUGUCUAAUACCUAAAGCGCCUCUGGAGGGACCAUGCAGGAUAUCUAGAACCUACUGAAGCUGUUGGUGGUAGACCUAGUAGUCAUGAAGGCUGAUGCUAGACCGAUUCAGAGAGUUAGCGCCUGCUAAGAAGCAUAUCCACAGACAUCUGUCAAGCUAUGUCUUCUACCAUCCAACAUCUCCUGACCACAUUGCAUAUACUUGCCAUGCAAGUGCAAAAGCAGGCACAUACAUACAUGCGCACACAGACACACAUACACAAUGUUUAUCACCCUCCUGUUUCCUACCUUUUAGGUGCAGGAGGGUGACUUUCCCUUGGGUCCAGUGCUGGCUCAGGUUGAUGGGAGUCAGAGUUCCCACUCUGCUUCCUUCCACGCGGGCUCUGUGUGUUAGCUGGGAGGAGUGACGUGCAGUCACUUCCUCCCAGCGUGUGAUUUCAGGGGGCCCGGUCGCGUUGUUAAAGCGCCCAGCGCUGACCGGGCCCCCUGACAGACAAUCUCCAUCGGGUGGCCUGAACAGCAUGGGCUACCCGAUGGACCCCUUGGACAGCGGCCCUGGCAGUUUGCCAUGCGGGCCGGGGCUGCAAAAGAUGGUGGCGGGUACAUGCGACCCCUGUGACCACGGUAUGUACGCCACUGAUCUUAAUACAUUGUUUAACUCACCCUAAUAACCAGUGUAUCCCAAUACUAACCCUAACUUCUAUAAUCCUAAACACCUACUCUAACUCUAUAUCCAAUCAUUCUAAAUGGUUCAUAAUCCUGCAGUAUUCCAAGUGUAUUCCAGUAUUGCGAGUGUAAUCCUAGUUUCAAGAGAGCUGGCUUGUUUUUACACAGGGUGCCCAAAAAGGUGGGCAGAAACAUAUAAUAAAUAAAUAUAAAUAUAUAUAUAUAUAUAUAUAUAUAUAUAUACUUUUUUUUCAUUUAUUAAUUUUUUUUUAUUUUUUUUUAUUCAUGACGUUUACAGAUUUUUUUUUUAUUUAUUUAUUUAUUUUUUUUUUAAGUUCUCUUUUUGUACUUUUAGCAUGGUUCUCUAGUCAGUGCCCCCAGCUACAGUAUUUUAAGCAGACCCAUAUCAAUAAAGUCUCAUGUAGACUAUUUGAGUUUUGAGACUGAGAAAUGUCUGUGAAUUUAUGCAAAUUUAAAUCCAAUUUAAACUGUCGUAACAGGAUGUCAAAGUCUAUAUACAGUUUAGAUUUGCAUGUCACCUACACUCGUUCUUUUUAAUCUCAGUUGGAGAGUCUUUUCAUAUUUUUAACAAAUUUAGAUUUAGGCAUUUAAAGUCCCUGUUUUAGUACAAACUGAUAUUGCUAAAAAUUUUGUUUCAAAGUUGGUUUGGUUGUUUUGUGUUAGUUUUUAGAAAGUGUAGCUCAGUUGUGGCUUUUUUUUUUUUUUCUUGGUUUUUUUUUAAACCUCAAAAUAUUUAGGGUGUGUAAACCUCAAAGGGCACCUGUCAUGCCCAAAACUACAUUAGCUCUUUCUUAAAGAACAUAAGUUGAUAUUUACACCGCACUAGCACUUUUUCUAGUAAAUAUAUAGAUUGGGACAAAAUCGAUUUUAAAAAAGGAUUUUUCUCCCACCUGUCAAACUAUUCUUUGGUAUAGACUCUAUGCAGAGGAAUUGAUUAUUAAAGGAGAGCAGAAGUGACCUCCCACAAGCAGUUCUUCUGCUUUCCACCCAUAGCAACCACAGCACCUGCCCUGUGACUGACUGCUAUGGUAACAUGUUGGCAUCAUGAAGAGAUUUGCCCUGCUUGGGGACACUUCCAAAACAGGGCAAAUCAGUGAAGUAGCUGGGUGGACCAGAGGAAGGUCCCAUCUCUUAAAUGAGAUUGCAGUGGUGACUGGUUACCUUUUUAAUGUGUAUUUAACUGUUGGAUCAGUUAUUGUUUUAGUUGGUUUAUACAGGUUAAUAACAGACUGUAAUGUAAAGAAAUUUUAAAGUGGCAUUUUCAUUUUCAUGGUGUCAGCAACAUAUGACCAUGGGUAUGUAGGUGCUAUGCCCACAUGUAUUGAGAUGGUGGUUGGGAAGGGAAAUGUACUGAUAUGAUUGUAUCUCUUCUUGAUGCUGCCACCCUCCCACCGCAAUCUUUCUUAAACUCCCGGGAUUUUCGUGUUUUGGAAGCCUUGUUAUGUGAGCCCUCGUUCACAUUCAUAAAAGUGCAAUGCUGGGUCUAUGGAAAAUCCCGCAAGAUGCGGAAUGUUCCUUGGAUAAUCUUGCACUUGUGCAAUAAAGUAAGCAUAGGCAUAUAUUGCAUAUCACAUGUGAUCAUGCUUAUUUCCAUCACCUGUUGAUAGGGAAAUGGCAGAAUGUGAGGAUAGUUACAUGUUCUAUCCUGAACAUUGUUAAUCUAAAAAUGAAGGAUAAUAUGCAGAUUAAUUCACUGUUUUUAUACCAUAAUUCUGCUACAAUUUAUAAGGUUUGGAAUCUUUGGCUUGAAUAUGCUCACAAGGCAAAUUAUGGGGUUAUUUGUGUGGAGGACACUGCUGUUGAUGUUUUUUUUAGGGAGGCUGCAUGUUGGGUUUUGUGCAUAGAGGGAGUCUGGUUGUGUGGAUUGGGCUGUAUGUAGUAUAUGUACAGAGAGUGCUGUUUGUGAUGUGGUAUGUGAAUUUGUGUGAUAGGGGGUGUAUUAUGGGUGGGGAACUAGAAGCUUUUGAGCAUACUAGGACUGUAAUAUGUGUGUGGAUAAUAGGGGCUUUACUCUGUGUAACUGAUAUAAAGACUGCUGUAUGUAUGUGUGUGAGGUGGAUAGGGACUGUAGUGUGUGUGUGUGUGUAUACAGAUGGCGACUGUAGUGUUUGCAGAUGGGUCUUCACAGAUCCAUAGGUAUGCCCCUUCUCGGUCUCUCCGCUAUGCCCGUGACCACCUACUGUCCGCUGCUCGCGUUUGCAGGACUUCCCGCGGGUGGUUUUCAAUUGUUUAAGAAGUGCCUUAAAACCGAUCUCUUUAGGAAAUUGCCUCCCAGAGUGACCUCUACCUCACAUACCUGUCUCUUGCUCUGCUUCACUCCCACCUUAUUUGAUUGAUAUUUCCUGUCCUAAUGUGUUUUAUACACCAACUCCUAUAGACUGUAAGCUCGUUUGAGCAGGGUCCUCUUUAACCUAUCGUUCCUGUACAUUUUUAUUUUUUAUUUUUAGUGUGUAAUUGUCCUAUUUCUAGUUAAAUCCCCUCUCUCGUAAUAUUGUAAAACGCUACGGCAUCUGUUACCAGGGCUGUAGUGGGUGCAGGGGAGCACUGGGGCAGUAGUAUGGGCAGGACAGGGACUGAAGUGAGUGCAGGGAUUAUAGUGGCAUGAAUAAAAUAUAUAUUUUUCUUUUUCUUUUUUUUUCUUUUUUAAGUAGUCAUCAAAAAUUUACAUUCUCUGAUGCACUUGUGGGAGACUUUGGCCGGUUGGUGAGGGAGAUGCAUCAAAGCUCCUUGUUUGUGCCUGCAGGGGCUUUCCUUUCAACUCCCUUGUCUGCUAAAUAGUAACUUAUUUUCAUAAGACUUGAAGAGACACUAGUCACAAAAACUACAACUCAAUGUAGUGGUUUGCAGGGAAUGAUUAUACUCACCAAAACCUUUUUUAUGUAAACACUGCCUUUUCAUAGAAAAGGCAAUGUUACAUUUCCCUUCAGAGGCCACUCCUAAAAUGGCCAAUGGAGGUGCUUCCUGGGGCAGUGCUGCACAGUGCCGUUCAGAGUCUACACCCUCUGCAUGGAGACGCUGAAUCUUUCUCAUAGACCUGCAUUGAUUCAAUGCAUCUCCAUGAGGAGAUGCUGAUUGGCCAAGUUGACUUUUGGCUGCGCCCUGUCCCACUUCCUUGCCGAUUUCAGCUAAUCCAAUGCUUCCCAUCAUUGGAUUGGCUGAAAUCAUAAAUUCUGAUGCCCGCAAGGAGGCAGAUCGGGGGUGGGGCCAGAGCCGGCAAACCUGCACGAUGCUGGAAACACAAUAAGUUUUUUUUGUUUUUUUUUAUUACCUAUUAAGGGUGGCAAGCUACCUAAAUGGUGGUUUUGACACUAUUUGGUCAGGAAUACAUGUUUGUGUUCCGGAGCCUAUAGUGUUCCUUUAAGGACCUCAACGGGUUUUGAAAGGAGGAUGGUCCAGGGAAACAGAGGAAGAGGUUGUGAAAGAACAUAUUCACACAAGAGGUGUACCUUUCAUGCCACAUAAAUGCCAAUUUAGGACAGAGGGAGUACAUCUCAUGUCAUGAAGUGUGACAGCGACACACACGCUUAAUAACCUGUUCCUGUAAGUUUACACACACAGACGCCUUAGUGGUAUAUUACCACAUAUAUAACUAGCCCUCCCUUGUAACAUCACACCAAGCUCAUUUUCACAUUUCAUUACAUUUGGAAAGUGCUGCCAGUCGAGUGCAGCAAAAUAAAAACAGAAAUGUGAAGCACAAACCUCAAGUUCAAUGGUCUUUUAUUUAAUGCUAAAAGAAAGGCCUUUAUUAAACCUUGUGUGGUCGAAAUGUCACCUUCCUCUUGGCACCUUGAGUUUUGUUCUGGACAUUUCUGUUUUGCAUUACUAGUGGCUGUGGGUGGAACCAGAACCUGUGCGCCAUAUUUGCCCAUUGUUAAUUGUUGUGAUUCAUUUAGUCAAGAAUGGAGGUAAGAGAGGAAUACUGAAAGGAACCCAAACCCUUUAAACAUGACCCCUACAAACAAGUGGAUUUGAAAUGUUUCAAGUCUCUGGUAGUUGCGGAACGUAUGUUAACUUGAAGGGCACAACUAUGCAGUUGAAAAUAUCUUUGUCAAUGGGUAUUAAUGGGGCUCAGAAACUCAAAAGAAAUAAUGAAUACAACAUGGGGGGUAGGGACUACACUCAGCCAAAAGUCAUGAUUGGUGUAUACAGUCAAGGAGAUUCAUUCUGUGCCCGGGCUACUUUCGAGGUUUUUUUUUGUUUUUUUUUUAAAUCCCCUCUCUCAUAAUAUUGUAAAACGCUACGGCAUCUGUUACCAGGGCUGUAGUGGGUGCAGGGGAGCACAGGGGCAGUAGUAUGGGCAGGACAGGGACUGAAGUGAGUCCUCCUCCAGCUGAGCAAAACCAGACUUGGAUAGUCCAGGUGGAAAAUCUCGAUUGGGUCCACAGUAGAGUGAGCAGGGGAGUGAUUAUGUAAUACGUGUAGUGAGGGAAAGAGUGUACUUUGAGUAUCCUUAAUAGAUGUUCUAGUUUGAGUGGAGGAUUUGCUGCUGAGGGAGCGCGCAAGAGGCAUAUUCAAAAACUUGAAGGUCCUGUUAAGUGUAGAGAAAGUCCUGAUAAGUCUAAGGUGAGGGGUUACAUUUGUGCUUAAAUUCCAGCUCGAGAUAGAUACUGAAAGGAUGCUAGCCAUUUUUAUUUUUUAAAAGUAUAUAUGUUUUGAUAAAGGAGCCUUGCAAAACCUCAUGAUGGGCAGCCCAUAUACUAGGUGAAGGCAUCUCUGAUGUGGAAAUCUCCACAAAAUCAUUAGUAAUAUUAGAACAUAUCAAUUCAAAAAGUUCAUAAUUUAUAAAAGUAGAGAAUUCAACCUCAAGGGCAAUGAACUGAAAUUAGCAGUAUUGAUCAACUGCAGUGUGAUAGGGGCAUGGUCCAAACUCAAUAUGGAGCCAAUGUCGGGAGCAAAAAAACAAAAACAAAACUGAGCAUAGUGUGGAGAGAUGAAGGCAUCAGUUUGAGAAUAGGAAUGGUGUGUGUGUGUGGGGGGGGGGGCAAAUGGGAAAAAUUCCUAACCAAGGGGUACUGUGCUUUCCAGACAUAAAGCAAGUGGGAAAGCUAUAGAAAAUGAGCAAAAACAUUACUGGUUUUUAGUAAAUAAUCUGCAUAUAUUUUGUUAAUAUCAGGGUCAGCAUUUUAGCUGUCUAAUUUUGUUUUGUUUCUUUUCACUAGGGGCUGUGGUUUAAUGGAAGUGCCUGUGUUUUAUAUCUCAUCGCUGCUAUUGUAGAUGCAACCUCUGUUUCAGAAGAUAUUCAUCGGAGGCACAACUACGACAGCUGGACCGCAUCAGCAGUAAGUAGCGUUGCAACAUGGAUUACAUUUAUUUAAACAAAGUUAAAAGGUAUCUCUCAACCACAGUUGAGUGAACAACUCAUUUUUGAAGUGUUUCUGUAAUAUCUGCAGUAUGAGUGAAUUAAAUUAAAAAAAAUAUAUAUUAUUAUUAUUUUUAAUACAUAAACAAAUCCUAACCACUACAACAAAAAGGGGAUAUGGUGCUUAGAUCCUGUGGGUGAAAUUAAAGGAACACUCUACCAUAACUACUCCAGCCUGCUCUAGUGGUUAUGCUGCCAUGAGUUCACUGACCUCACCCCACCCUACACUGCCACAAUGUUUUUAGCAUGAUUGGACACUUACCUUGGCUCAUGUCAGGCAUCCUUACUGCUUCUAGUCUUCUCACACUGUAGAAGCCAUGUAUUUAUGCCAAUGAAUAAUUUCCUGUCUUGCACAGAGUGUCAGCUGAGCAACUUUAAACAAUGAGUAAAUUCCUAUCUUGCACAAAAUUGUCACCCAGCUUCUAUAAAGCAAGAAAAAUCUAAGCAGUGCAGGCACCUGGUGUGACCCAUGCCAAAAUGGUUAGACAGAUUACAAUGGGACCGCGCAAUAAAUACUACAGCAGGCUGUUGUGUUUAUAGUUCUUGGAGUGACCCUUUAAGGACCAAUAUCAAGGAGAUUCCCUCUGGCAGAGAAGACCGAACAAGAUUUUUUUUUUUUUUUUCUUUCUUUGCUGAGAAAUAGAUUGCACAUAUAUUCACACUACACGUUUCUCAUUGCACACCAUCCCCUAGUUGGACUACAACUGGAACUAUAAUUCAUAUUUCCCCAUUUUGUUUGUUGUGUAGCUUUUUUUACCCACAACAUUUUAAAAAUUAGAGAGUUUCUCCAAGCACUAUGACCACUUCAGUGACUUGGCCAUGGUGCCUGGAGUCUGUGUGUGCAGCGUUUCGCUAUGAAAUGCUGAAUGUAGAGAGUUUAACCUUACUGCUGCUGGAGUUGUCAUUAGCCAGUACCAGCCUGGAAUUAGAAUUCCUGAAUGCAGAGAGUUGCAUUCAUUGUCUAGGAAUGGUAGUCUGAAUAAAUGGUGGCUGCGUUGGCUUCCAGCUAGUCAGCGGCAGGAGAGGAUACCUGGAGCUCGGCAGGGGCUCAUGUAAGUGGGCACCAGGUUACUAAACUGUUUCCUCAUAACCAGGAAACCAGUCUGGGCUCUAGUGGUUAUGAUGCCUUUUAUUGUUGUUUUUUACUUUUGUGUUUAAUAAAAAUAUUAACUUCCUUAAAAGUGUAAGGUAUGUUACAUAAAACUGACUGUAGGAAUCACAUUAAAAUCCAUUGCAAGGCUCCGUGUACAUUUUCACAUUUUAAUUUUUUAUGCCUAUAUCUCAAUUCAUGAUCCAUAGUUAUCUAAUUGUAUCUAAUAUAUAUUAUUAUUUUUUUUAUAUAGUUUUUUGCCUUCCUGGUCACAGCCUGCUAUGCUGGAAGCACAUAUUUUAGUUUCCAGUCUUGGAGAACGAGAAGCUAAUACCAAGUCGAAUAGAAACUGUUACAAAUUCCAUACACUGCACAACGCUUGAACAAGUUGCACCUUGAAACUUCACCUCUGUAAUGUUUAGUGCUUUGAUUUACAUUGUGUUUAUUAAGGGGACACUGUAGGUACUAAGUGCAAUAGGGACUUCAGCUAACUGAAGUGGUCUGGGUGAGGUAUCCCUAUUGCACUUAGUGCUGCAAUGUUAAACAUUGCAGUUCCAGAGAACUGCAAAGCUUACAAUGCAGCUCUAAGUCUGCCCUCAGUAGCUGUCUGCCACACAGCCACUGGGGGCGCUUCCAGAAUUGAAACAGACCUUUGGUCCGUUAUCUGACGCUGAACAUCCUCGCGCUUUGCAUGAGGAUCUCCAAUGUCAGAUUUUUCAGAUAGGAAAGUAUUGAUUCAUUCUUUGCUAUGGGGAAAUCCUAAUGUGAGCGCGGCCAUUGUUGCGCAUACACAUUAGGUCUCCCUUGCUGGCUGACGUCGGCGGGGGAGAAGCAUGGAUGGAGCCUGACCCAGCUCCGAGCGACAUCGGCACUGGAUUCAGGUAAGUGGCUGAAGGGGUUUUAACUGCUUCAGCCAUGUGUAGGGGGGAAUUUGAGGGAGGGGGCUUCUGGAAACCUAUAGUGCCAGGAAAACUACUUUAUUUUUCUGGCACUAUAGGAUUCCUUUAAUAAGCAGAAGACUGAAAUGGAUUGCGUAAAAUAUAUUUGUAAUGCCUGUUACUAAAAAAAAAGAGUGUAUUUGUAGGAUGAAUGUCUGUGUUUUAAUAUUCACACUCUAUUAUAUUAUGUGAAAAAUGUCUUAACUUUAAAUUUAUUAUUGUGCCAAAAAAGAAAAUAAAC
This is a messenger RNA of Pelobates cultripes (western spadefoot toad), 34463 nucleotides long. Lineage: Eukaryota; Metazoa; Chordata; Amphibia; Anura; Pelobatidae. The record is from the annotation of a GenBank genome assembly.